CGAGAUUCCGAAGGAAAUUUCGUUUCUACUCUUCGGCAUCCCACUAGGAAAACAACAAGGGUGAGAAACAAAGCCGCCGCCUCCAGUUGCGCGCCAGGAAUCUCUAUUGGAAGAGAUGACCAUGAGACUGGGCCCCUUGUUGUUGGUCGUUGUGCUGGGUCUGGUUUUGACACCACCAACUCUGGCUCAGAAUGACGCCAGAUAUAUCAAAUUCCUGACUCAGCACUUAGACGCCGAUCCGAAGGGCCGGGACGACAGAUACUGUAAUCGUAUGAUGAAGGACCGAGGCCUGACCUCUCCCUGCAAAGAUCGCAACACCUUUAUUCAUGGCAACAAGAAAAGCAUCAGGGCCAUCUGUGGAGAAGGCGGAAAUCCUUACAAAGAUAACUUAAGAAUAAGCAUCUCUAAAUUCCAGGUCACCACUUGCAAGCAUACAGGAGGGUCUCCCUUGCCUCCAUGCCAGUACCGAGCCUCCAAGGAUUUCAGACGCAUUAUUAUUGCCUGUGAAAACGGCUGGCCUGUCCACUUUGACGAGUCUAUUAUCAGUCCAAAGCAAGCAGGCCCCUCGCCCAGAGAUGGUUCUGCUUCCUUUAAUCCCCUCUUAACCCAGAACAGUGAUGGCAACAUUCACUGUCAGUGGCCAGAAAAGGAAGUAUCUGAAACUUCUCCUGAUUUAUGAUGCACAUAAAUAAAGAUGUCUCUAAAGCCAUUAACAAUCCGU
Messenger RNA from Peromyscus eremicus (cactus mouse), 721 nucleotides. It is a transcript of the gene Ang, whose product is annotated as angiogenin. NCBI's taxonomy places the organism in Eukaryota, Metazoa, Chordata, Mammalia, Rodentia, Cricetidae. The coding region runs from base 116 to 679 and encodes 187 amino acids. Gene Ontology annotation, biological process: antibacterial humoral response; innate immune response; antimicrobial humoral immune response mediated by antimicrobial peptide. The transcript is spliced from 2 exons. Gene Ontology annotation, molecular function: RNA nuclease activity; nucleic acid binding. The record is from RefSeq and is a predicted model, not a curated record.